GAAGCUCAUGAAAUGAAAACGCUCAAAGAUCGACAAACUUGAUUGAAAAGGAGUGCGGAAGUGCGCCUUACAUGAAAACACUCUCACAAAGACCCAUUUCAUAUUGCUAGCUAUUUUCCAUCACGUCUUCUGAGCACGACCAUAUCAAGCCACCCUUAUCGCGUGCCUCUCUCCGUCCAUCUCCAGUGAUGGCCAUCAACGACGAGGCCGUCAAGCUGAAGGAGCUAGGAAACCAGGCCUUCCGGGAACAUGACUGGCCCACGGCAAUAUCAUUCUACACAAAGGCUAUCAGUUUAUGCGACAACGAAGCUUCAUUCUAUACGAACCGUGCUCAAGCGAAUAUAAAACUGGAAAACUUCGGUCUCGCAAUAGCAGAUGCAACUAAGGCUCUCGAAAUCGAACCUGAUAAUGUUAAGGCUUACUACCGGCGCGCAGUAGCUCAUACGGCAACCUUACACCAUCAAGAUGCGCUAAGAGAUUGGAAAGUUGUGAUUAAGAAGAACCCCAAUGACGCAAAGGCAAAAUUGCAAUAUAACGAAUGCAACAAAAUCGUCAAACGCGAUGCCUUUCUCAAAGCAAUAGACAUAGGUGAAGCUCCUAGUGCAGCAGAGGGCUUGGAUUUGGAGCAUAUGGUUGUGGAAGAUUCGUAUGACGGUGCCAAGCUCGAUAUGGAGCAAGGUAUGACUGAAGACUUCAUCAAAGACAUGGUCCAGCGAUUCAAGGACGGAAAGAAGAUCCACAAAAAAUAUGUCUUCCAGAUCAUCAUUGCAGUGAAAGAUCUUGUGUACGCGGAGCCGACAAUGGUGGAGACGUCAGUUGCAGAGGGGCACAAGCUUACAGUUUGUGGCGAUACACAUGGUCAGUACUUCGAUCUGAUCAAUAUUUUUGAGAUCAACGGAUACCCGUCAGAGAAACACGGCUAUCUCUUCAAUGGAGACUUCGUGGAUCGUGGUUCCUGGUCAACGGAAGUAGCUUUGACACUGUACGCAUAUAAGCUGUUAUUUCCUAAGACCAUCUUACUCAACCGUGGAAACCAUGAAACCGAUGAUAUGAAUCGCAUGUAUGGAUUUGAAGGUGAAUGCAGGGCUAAAUAUUCGACCGAUCGUGUUUUUAAGCUCUUUUCGGAGUCCUUUUCGGCACUCCCACUUGCCACGUUGAUAGGACAGAAAUAUCUUGUAUUGCAUGGGGGCUUAUUUUCAGAUGACAAUGUCACACUCGACGAUAUACGAAAUUUUAACAGGCAUAGGCAACGGCAACCCGGUCAAAGCGGCCUUAUGAUGGAGAUGCUAUGGACAGAUCCUCAAAAAGAGCCCGGAAGAGGUCCUUCUAAGCGCGGUGUCGGCUUACAAUUUGGCCCAGAUAUUACGAAGAAGUUCUGUGAAAAGAAUCACUUAGAAGCAGUCAUACGAAGUCAUGAAGUCCGCAUGGAUGGGUAUGAAGUUGAGCAUGACGGCAAGUGUAUCACCGUAUUUUCAGCACCCAGGUAUUGUGAUUCAACGGAGAACAAGGGUGCAUUUAUCAAUAUUGGAUCGGAUUACAAGCUCGACUUCACACAGUUCGACGCUGUUCCGCAUCCAAAUAUACGACCAAUGGCAUAUGCGCUUAACGGGCUAUCUGGCAUGGUCUAGGUAUGAUCCCUGACCUCGAGAACACAACGCUGUGUACAAUAUACACACCUUCGUACACCGAGUCCUAUGUUUGCGGCACCCUAGUUGGCUUCCGCCGUAGAAAGACUUGGCUUUAAUCAGUCACAUCGAUCACAAAAAUCCUUGGCAUCAAGGCAAAAUCGUUUCUACUUUAGCAUGGCAUGGCGAGGUGUUGUAAUCGAUAGCGACGAUAGUUGAAAAAAUUUUAGCUUAUGCGGUGGCUAUGCGUCUUGCCAUAUCCGCGUGUAGAAUCUAAAUAAAGCGAUCUAAAACUGCGAAUGUAUGUUUAAGGAAAGCGUCAUCUCAAUAGCCUAAGUCUGCUUGGAAGAGUAGCUUAAUGUUCUUGUGUUUGUUCACUCUAAAAUUGCUGGCAUGGCAGAAGUAUAAAUUGGAAGAAUUCUUGCUGUUCUGUUGAAUUCUCGUUUAAAAAUCU
Messenger RNA from Verruconis gallopava, 2079 nucleotides. RefSeq lists its product as uncharacterized. The record is from RefSeq and is a predicted model, not a curated record. Bases 189 to 1628 code for a protein of 479 amino acids. Gene Ontology annotation, cellular component: nucleus; cytosol. NCBI's taxonomy places the organism in Eukaryota, Fungi, Ascomycota, Dothideomycetes, Venturiales, Sympoventuriaceae. The transcript has 3 exons. Gene Ontology annotation, molecular function: protein binding; protein serine/threonine phosphatase activity.